Pomacea canaliculata is the source of this 966-nucleotide messenger RNA. RefSeq names its product cytochrome P450 2B4-like. Gene Ontology annotation, molecular function: iron ion binding; heme binding; oxidoreductase activity, acting on paired donors, with incorporation or reduction of molecular oxygen, reduced flavin or flavoprotein as one donor, and incorporation of one atom of oxygen. Bases 211 to 966 code for a protein of 251 amino acids. Gene Ontology annotation, cellular component: intracellular membrane-bounded organelle; cytoplasm. The transcript has 3 exons. Gene Ontology annotation, biological process: xenobiotic metabolic process. Lineage: Eukaryota; Metazoa; Mollusca; Gastropoda; Architaenioglossa; Ampullariidae. The record is from RefSeq and is a predicted model, not a curated record.
ACGAGUGACGCAGGAUUCAUCUACAUUUGUCGUUGUAAAAGACAGCUUACAGAGCACCAUGACAUCUCUACUGGAAAUGCUCGACAUCAACACAGGCCUUGCUUUAGGCGUUGCGUGUUGUCGUUGUUGUGGUGGUUUCCCGUGAGACGACCUGCAGAUGCACCUCCAGGACCUUGGCUGGCUGUACCGCUGCUGGGUCACCUGCUGCUGAUGAUGAAGAAAGAUCCUCGGGAGCAGUUCGCAGCAUGGAGACGACAGUACGGUGACGUGUUCAGUCUGUACCUGGGCAGCCAGCUGGUGGUGGUGCUCAACGGCUACAAGGUCAUCAAGGACGCGUUGGUAAAAAAUCCCAACGCCUUCUCCGACAGGCUUCAUACUUAUAUUAAUGACUUAAUAACCGACAGCAGAGGCGUUGUUGACACCUCUGGUCCUGUGUGGAAAGCCCAAAGAAAGGUUGCUAUAGAGAUUCUACGUGAGCUAGGGAUGGGCAAAAACGUCCUGGCGGCAAAGAUUGAGGAGGAGGUCAAAGAGUACAUCAGGGUCAUAUCCGAGAGCCAAGGACAGCCGCUGGAUCUGGCCCACUUGACCCAAGCUAGCGUGUCCAACAACAUGUGUUCUAUCGUCUUAGGCAAACGCUUCGAGUAUGACGACGAUGUCUUUGCAAACAACCUUAGGUUGAUAGAUGCCAUUGUUCGCGAUGCUGGGGCGGGUGCCGCAGUAUCUUACAUACCUUUUCUGCGACACCUGCCUGGAGAUUACUUUAAGGUGAACCGCUUAGUGGACAACAUGCGACUUGUGAUGCAGAAGUUUAUGAAACCUUUUGUAGACGAGCACUACCGCAGGUCUGAGGAGGGUUCAGAAGACGACUUUAUUGGCGCCUACAUCAGAGAAAUACAUCAUCAUCGCAACAGUCAGUCAGGAUCACCUUACAUCAACGGUAAAUACACACUCCGCUUGAGUUCAUAG